AUGACCAACGAAAGUGACACCCCGCCCAGCUAUGAGGAGGCAUUGAUGACAUCAUCUCACUAUGGUUCGCUUCCAUCAACAAUGAACGUAUAUGGCCAGUGGACAAAAUGGAAAUCUUUAAAUCUAUGUGGUGCAACUGCCAAAGACCGCCUAUGUCUGAUUGAAAUGCACACUGGCUAUAGUGGCAAACCUCCACUCGGGAUGAGAACGGGAUUUCUCCUACGGAAUGGAAUGAGCAACAAGGAUCCACUUCUUGCUGCCGCCGGCGAUGAAUCGCAGGGCCUCCAUGCGUUCAAUCCGGAUGGCAUCGUUUUCUUGCCCCCACUUGAUGCAGACCCAAAGUCCGACCGCAUGGAUACGGAACCGAUGCGUGCUGAACCUGGUGCAAAUAACGAUAUCGCCUUCCACUUUUCCAUUGAGGUAGGCGAGAAGAAAAGGCGGGAGGAGUUUGCAUGGAGAAAGGUCAAGAAGGGUGAGGACCAAGCCAAGAGAAAUGGGUUCAAGCUGGUUCGACUCUCGUCUAGCGGACAGAUAUCCCAGCCGAGUGGCAGCAACGUCCAAAAAUCAUCUUCAUCGUCUCCAGGAGGCAAAGAUGGUGAAACUGUCGCUUUUCUUGGAUUGGUUAUGGCCUUCCCCAGUAUGACACAUGCGUUCACGCUUGAGCUAGUGGAUGGUCAGUCGGACGCAUUGGGAGACCGUUGGACUCUUAUGGUUAUUGUCACUGCAAUCAGGUUAUAUACUCUGCAUGUAAAAGGGAAAACGAGCAAGUUUGUCGUCGAUAUGGGAAAGAAGAGUUCGGGGAAAUAA
This is a messenger RNA of Penicillium griseofulvum, 807 nucleotides long. RefSeq lists its product as uncharacterized. The transcript has a single exon. NCBI's taxonomy places the organism in Eukaryota, Fungi, Ascomycota, Eurotiomycetes, Eurotiales, Aspergillaceae. The coding region runs from base 1 to 807 and encodes 268 amino acids. The record is from RefSeq and is a predicted model, not a curated record.